AUGGAUCACACCUUAACUAUUUAAUUUACUUAAACUCUAACCAACAGACCUCUAUCUCCAACUCCUUUAUCUUAAUGUCGAGUCUUCUAAUAAGUCUAAGAGAUAUCUGACUAUUAACCUCAAUAUAAUACAACUUAAUACAAUAAAUAUGAUCAUUAUGCAAAUGGUGAAAUCUGCUUGGAAAGCAAAAUGUAAUAAGAAAGCUAUUUAAAUGAAGAUUGUAAAAGCGAUGAUUCGGAGGAUGCGAGAUAAAACAUGAUAUAAAAUUUAAAUUAAGGAGCUGCUCUUGAUUAAUCAUUUUCCUUUUCUUAAUAUAUCUCGGAUGAUUUGACUACUUGCUCUUUAACUGAUAUUGAAAAUAUAAGCCAUUAACUCUAGUUAUUAAAUGAAGAUAAUUAAUUUCAAAGAGAAGCAAUAACUUCUUGUGAAGAACAAUAAUUAAAUAUCUUGUGGUCUUCUCAGCCUUCAUUGAACCAAUGCUUCUCUCCAAAUUCUGAAUCGAGCUAUCAUUAAUAUGUCAAGGACUUACCUGCAGAAGAUAAUGAGAGUUCUUUUUCCAAUUUUAACUCUCUUGCUUAAUAGAUUAUUAAACCAUCUAUUUCUGACUGUCCAAAAACUCAAGAUGGCUAAAUUUCCUCUCCAACUCAAUUUAAAGAUUAUAUAAUUGAUACAUUUUAAAAUGAAUCGACAGAAAACAUUUAAUCCGAGGACUGCAACUAAGACAGAUUUAAGAUUUCAAGAAUCAAUUUCUUUCAGAUUACUCUCGAAAGGAAAAAAUAAUUGAUACUUGGUUAAUUUAUGCAGCCAUUCAAUUUAAUGGUUUCAGCUAAAGAGAUCAAUGAGUUUUCAAUCAUCUUAGAUCAAUUGAAGAGGCUAGAUGAAAAUAGCCCUCAGCUUAGGCAAUACAUAGGAUACCUUGUGUCUAUGACAAGAUAAGUAUUAAGGUUUAAGGAAACAAAUUCUCAUUCUAAAAGCAGAUUAAUUUUAGAAUAAACUCUCAACCCCCACAAAAACCAACUUAAGUUCAAUCAAAUCUACACUAAGUUUAUAAAUUUGAUAACUUAAGAAGAAGAAUACAAUGUAUUCAAAAUUUAGAGAGUUUGUCAAUAAUUUUUAAACAUAGAGAGCAUAACCUAAACCAACAACUAAUAAUAUUUGUUGCAAGAUCUAGAAAAUUUAAUUAAUGACUUAAGAUUUCGACUAUAAUUAUAAAUCACUGAGUAACUUAGUGAAGUGGAUAAGCUUCUGGAGGAAAUGCCAGUUUAAGCUUAUAAUUUAUUCAAGCACUUCCUUAACAGGAUUUGCUAAUGA
This is a messenger RNA of Stylonychia lemnae, 1311 nucleotides long. The record is from the annotation of a GenBank genome assembly. NCBI's taxonomy places the organism in Eukaryota, Ciliophora, Spirotrichea, Sporadotrichida, Oxytrichidae.